Xenopus laevis (African clawed frog) is the source of this 2526-nucleotide messenger RNA. It is a transcript of the gene slc35a3.2.L, whose product is annotated as solute carrier family 35 (UDP-N-acetylglucosamine (UDP-GlcNAc) transporter), member A3, gene 2 L homeolog. Gene Ontology annotation, molecular function: pyrimidine nucleotide-sugar transmembrane transporter activity. The coding region runs from base 1018 to 1998 and encodes 326 amino acids. Gene Ontology annotation, cellular component: membrane; Golgi membrane. The record is from RefSeq and is a predicted model, not a curated record. Gene Ontology annotation, biological process: pyrimidine nucleotide-sugar transmembrane transport; UDP-galactose transmembrane transport. Lineage: Eukaryota; Metazoa; Chordata; Amphibia; Anura; Pipidae. The transcript is spliced from 8 exons.
GUGGGCACGUUAGAGGUCCUGCUGUGGGCACGUUAGAGGUCCUGCUGUGGGCACGUUAAAGGUUCUGCUGUGGGCACGUUAAAGGUUCUGCUGUGGGCAUGUUAAAGGCUGUGCUGUAGGCACGUUAAAGGCUGCGCUGUGGGCAUGUUAAAGGCUGCGCUGUGGGCACAUUAGAGGCUGUGCUGUGGGCACAUUAAAGGCUAUGCUGUGGGCACAUUAUAGGCUGUGCUGUGGGCACGUUAAAGGCUUUGCAGUGGGCACGUUAGAGGCCGUGUUGUGGACACGUUAGAGGCCGUGCUGUGGACACGUUAGAGGCCGUGCUGUGGACACGUUAGAGGCCGUGCUGUGGACACGUUAGAGGCCGUGCUGUGGACACGUUAGAGGCCGUGCUGUGGGCAUGGUAGAGUCCACGUGAACCUCCUGUAAAUGAGAAUUUCCUAGACAAUGUUCCUUUGUGCCGCAGAUUGAGUGCACAUUAUUAGCACAUUCAUACCACAAGCAUGUGCCCUUUUACGACUACGGAACAGAAAUACUCGUGUUACCUGGGAGUGUAUGCAGAUUAGAAUAUCCGGAACAAGAUCAGAUCUGUGAAUAUCCUGCAUGUAAAGGUACUCGCUCACCUCAUCAGGCUCUGGGCCCUUCCCUGCUGCUGUCGGUGCUCACAAUGACUCACUGUUUGCACUGGCCCCUCCCCUAAUUGCACACUCACACACUCACACACGGGCAACUGCAACUACAUCCUGGUACUGCGUGGCCUCCCUUGCACCGAUCUCUAUCUCUCCAGAAGAGUCCACGCUGAGCUGGGGGAGAUCUGAAUGAGCUGCUUGUCGGCUGAAGACGAUUAUACUAUAUAUUUAUACUAAAUAGCCCUCGCUACCUUUCUCCUGAUACAGCUGCAAUUUCUGACUACAUUUAACUGGGAAAUAAGGAGCGCAAGUGAAUCCACAGACUCCAAGACUGUACAAGCCACACACACCGAGCCUGUAUGUAUAAAGCCAGAAUCUGCCAGCUCCUGCCAUGGCAUCCCACCUGAAGUACAUAUCGUUGGGGGUGCUGGUAUUCCAGACCACCACGUUGGUGCUAACAAUGCGCUACUCCCGCACACUGAAGGAAGAGGGGCCGCGGUACCUGUCCUCCACAGCUGUAGUGGCCGCAGAGGUGCUGAAGAUCGUGGCCUGUGUUCUGCUGGUCUAUAAAGACAAUAGUUUCAGCGUUAGAUCUCUGAGGAGAGUGCUGCACGACGAGAUCAUCAACAAGCCCAUGGAGACCCUGAAGCUGGCCAUACCUUCCGGCAUUUACACCCUGCAGAAUAACCUCCUCUAUGUAGCACUGUCCAACCUUGAUGCAGCCACUUAUCAGGUGACCUACCAGCUCAAAAUCCUCACCACAGCCUUGUUCUCGGUGUCCAUGCUUCAGAGGAAACUGACAAAGCACCAGUGGAUUUCAUUGCUUAUCCUGAUGGCUGGAGUAGCAUUAGUUCAGUGGCCUGACGAUUCUUCAAAUGCCCCAGACAAAGAGGUUUCCAUGGGCUCCGGGUUCGUUGGCCUCAUGGCCGUCUUUACCGCUUGCUUUUCCAGUGGCUUUGCAGGAGUCUAUUUCGAAAAGAUUCUCAAAGAAACAAAGCAGUCCGUGUGGAUACGGAAUAUACAGCUUGGCUUCUUUGGAUGGAUAUUUGGCCUAAUAGGAGUCUUUAUUUAUGACGGAGAGCGCGUCUCUCAGGGGGGAUUCUUUCAAGGAUACAAUAAUCUGACGUGGGCUGUCGUGGCUCUGCAGGCUCUGGGCGGUUUGGUGAUUGCGGCGGUUAUAAAAUACGCUGACAACAUCCUAAAAGGCUUUGCAACAUCCCUGUCCAUCAUUCUAUCCACACUCAUCUCCUACUUCUGGCUGCAGGAUUUUGUCCCCACCAGUGUAUUUUUUGUCGGGGCAUUGCUAGUGAUUGCCGCUACAUUUCUGUAUGGCUACAUCCCGAAACUGUCGGCAAACCCUAUUAAAGCCUGAGGACUGGCGGAUAGAAUGAUGGUUUUACUGUAAUAGCUGCUGUUUGUCCAGACUCGAUGCCCCUGAGCGAGAGGGGGACACUCGGCUAACUCUGCUGCUCAUUGGCUAACGGCCGAAGGACAUGAAGCUGCUGAUGUCUAACAAGAUGGACCCUGUUUUCAUUUAAAGUAAAAAAAAAAAAAAAAAAAGAUAUAUUUUUUGUUAAUACUUGAAGAGAAACGCGUCGGCUUUUAGCGACAGCCGCACAACUUCUCUUAUCAGGUCAUUUUCUGGGGCUGUUUAAUAUUUAAUCUUAAAACAAAAUUUUUUUUUUUGUGUCGGUGACGGGUCUGGGACGCCCAACUGCUUCGGGGUUCCGGGAAUAUGCGUAAAGCGCGGCCGAAAAUGAAAACACAAGGACUUUUUUUUGUUGUUUUGCACAAAUUGAGGAAAUCUACGGGAUGCGUUUUGUGUACGAGCGGUGAAGCAUCUCGCUGUGAGAUUCUCCUACGGACCAAGACUGGGAAAUUAAACGACUUUUUAACAGUG